Messenger RNA from Notechis scutatus (mainland tiger snake), 2423 nucleotides. The record is from RefSeq and is a predicted model, not a curated record. NCBI's taxonomy places the organism in Eukaryota, Metazoa, Chordata, Lepidosauria, Squamata, Elapidae.
GAAGCCAGCAACAUCUUACAAAGAGCUAGGCGAGCCAAUUCUUUCUUAGAGGAGCUUAAAGCAGGAUCAAUUGAGCGGGAAUGCCUAGAAGAGAAAUGUUCAUGGGAGGAAGCAAGAGAAAUCUUCCAAGAUGAUUUGAGGACUAAAGAAUUCUGGGCAAUCUAUAUAGAUCCUGAUCAGUGUGACUCCAACCCUUGCCAGAAUGGUGGGACCUGUAUUGAUAGGCCUCAAGACUACUUUUGCAUUUGUCCUCCAGAACAUGAAGGCAGAAAUUGUGAAAUAGGACCAGAAACCAAGCUGAAAUGCUUUUUUAAAAAUGGCAAUUGUGAGCAGUUUUGUGUAGAUUCCCCAACCACAUUAAGACAGUGCUCUUGUGCAGAGGGAUACAGGCUAGCAAGUGACCAAGUAUCCUGCAUUGCAGAAGUUGAUUAUCCCUGUGGGAAAAUACCUGUUCUGGCAAAAAGGCCAAAUCAGCAAGGAAGAAUCAUAGGUGGUUAUGACUGUCCUCCAGGCGAAUGUCCGUGGCAAGCGCUCAUAACAGAAAAUGGAAAUGAAAAAUGUGGAGGUGUUCUGGUUGCUCCAUCCUGGAUCAUUUCAGCAGCUCACUGCUUUUCUCGUGUCCGCAAAGAAAAUCUCAGGAUAAGGCUUGGUGAAUACCAAAUUAACCAUAGAGAUGAAGGUGAACAAGAAAGACGAGUUGAUGAAUUAAUAAUCCAUGAAAAGUAUUCUUUCAAAACCGUUGACAAUGACAUCGCCUUGCUACGAUUAUCAGCCCCAGUCAAUUUCUCUGAGUAUGUGGUACCCAUCUGCUUGCCACCUCCUCGAUUUACAGCAGACAUAUUAAACUAUGUUGAAUUCUCCACAGUGAGUGGGUGGGGGCGUCUCUUGGAAGGCGGAUCUACUUCAGCACUUCUUAUGCGAGUGGAAGUCCCCAAAAUACACAAAAAGGAAUGUGUUUGGCACACUAAAUUCAAUAUUACAGACAACAUGUUCUGUGCAGGUUAUCUCGAUGGGAGUAAAGAUUCUUGUGAAGGUGACAGUGGUGGACCUCAUGUAACUGAAUACAAAAAUACUUGGUAUCUAACGGGACUUGUGAGCUGGGGUAAAGGGUGUGCUGCAAUAGGAACAUAUGGAGUUUAUACAAAAGUUAUAAAAUAUCAUCAGUGGCUAAAUAACCAUAUGGAUUCCUAAUACAUAUUGCUUCCAAAUUUCCCUUUCUUUGCCCAAAUCCAUAAUAUUUAAUGUUUGAAUUUAGCUUAUAACUGGCUUAUAUAUUUUAAAUUAGAUUCUACAUUUUAAAUCUGUAGUAAAACUUCAAUUUAAUUAACUGCCAUUAAAUAAUUUGAAUGCUAAGCACUUUCAUCCAUUCACAAUACAGUGGUACUGUACUCCCUACUCAAUUAUUUCAAAACUUGUUAAAUUUAGUACUCGACACAUUUUGUCACAAAAAUGUCCCAGUACUUGUGGUUUGUUUGUGCUAUGUGCUAUGAUAAGAAAAGGGGGAAGGAUACGGAGAACAGAUAGGAAGUCAGCCAUACUGGGAAGGUUGCUUCAAAAGAAACAGGGGACGGUUGCAGAAGGUGGACAGAAAGUUGGUCAUUCUGGGAAGGACACUGACAUAAGAAAAGGGACAGACAGGAAGUCCUUCCUGGCCAAACUAGGGUCACUUGAUAAAUCACAUGGUUUAUUUGGUUCUCAUCAUUUUUACUACUCGUUGUAGCUCCAAGAACCAAUUAAUGACAAGUAAUGAGGCACCACUGUAAUGGACCAAUCCCUUGGAUUUAGACAAGGCAUUUGAAUUUAUUUGAAAUAUUUCUUUAUUCACAUUAUUUGAACAUGAUGUAGCUACCCAAAUAACCUGAUCAUGCCAUUUGCAUAAUGCUGUCAAUACACAAAUUAUAUCCAUUAGAGAUGUUCUGAAAUAAUGGAUAUUUUAUUGCUAUAUCGCUGAUUAAAUUGAGUUUAUACUUUAUUGAUUUCUUAAAUUAGCUAAUAAAAACAUUUAAAAUAAAUUAACUUCUGGCGUGAUAGGGACUCUUGUGUGUAAUUUCAUAAAAUAUCAUGGAAAAUAUUUUGUUUAAGAGCUGGAAAGCAUAAUUAAACAUUUGGUUCAUUGUGUUUCUGAUUGCUCUGGAUAUUUUCAUAUGUGGAGGUUUUUCGGGGGAGAAGUCAUCUGUGUUUCUACUGGCUUGGCCCAUUUUGUAUCAAGUGUCACAAUUUUGCCCACAAAAAAUACAACAGCUGUCAGUCAAAUAUAGCCCCCUUGGAUGUCUGACUGUUUGGAGAUUCGUAGUUUAAUAAAUGAAACACACACUAGAUUUUGAAAAGCUUCUCAAGACUGCAAAACUGGAUAAAGGGAGAGCUUCUAAUCUACCACAUAAGCUAAAUGUUCUGAUUGAAUUAGAACGUUAUUUGAAAUAUUA